ACUGGCUGUGAGCCGCCGUCAAACAAGACAUACACUUUAGCGGUGAGAGGCGCUAGUGUUUACCUGCUAGCUGUGCUGCAAUGGUGUGAACGACCUCCAGGAGUUUCUUAGCCUUUCUCGAGCAGUGAAAGAGCAAAGACAGAGCAGCCAGCCAGCGGCUAACAGCCAUGUCCAACCGCCUGGCCUUCCAGACUCAGCUGGCCUCCAUCAUGGAGGUCCUAGCAAACGCAGCGGUGGCGGAAAUCUGUAAGCUAGUGGACGACGACUACGCGGUGGUGAGGUUGCAGAUGUCUCAGUGCCAGAGAGAGAACAAGGCACUGAAGAGGAAACUACACCUGCUGGAGCUGAAGAUGGCCCGGGGAAAUGCCGAGAGGAGGCUCCGGGAGAGUGCCCUGAACAGCAGCCGGUCGAGGGUGCAGAUAAACGGCAGCGACAGGCUCCGAGAGCCCUCCACCCCCACCGGUGACGUGUUUGACCAGCAGAGGGAGGUGCUUCUGUGGUCCAGCAGAGCUGCAGGUGGAGAUGCAACCAGUGAACUGAUCCUGUCUGAAAGCAUGCAGAGUAAGUCUCCAGAUGUGGAGUUGGUGGAGCCGGAGGCAGUGCUGGUGAAAGAGGAGAAGGUGCAGGUAGCCACGUCUCAAGAUGAAGAAGCGGAGCAAAGUACAUCACUUAUAGGAGAUGAUGGGCUGAUGGAGUGUGUCCCUCAUGGAGCUGAAGGUCGGAUGCCUGGCCCCGAGGACCAGGACGCCCAGUCCGUGUCUACUCGGUCCCAGUCGCAGAGCCAGGCAUGCAGGACGAAGCUUACCGGCAGCAGAGGAGUGGAGAAGGAUGAGGAGCCAGAUGUGGUGCUGGUGAAGGUAGAGGAGGUGGAGCCGAUGACAAGACCUCAGAACAGGCCGUGCCUCAGCAUACAGGAAGGGUUGGUGGAGUCCAGCACAGACGACUACAGAGGAGUGCUGCCCUUUGAUGAAACCACACAGAUGUCCACCAAUCAGCCAUCCGACCUGCAGGACUCUGGGCGGGGCUUCUCAGAGGUUGCAGCACCUCAAAUGACCCCUGCAGAAUCAGAAGAUAGCAGCAUUGUGGCGGUCCAGCUGAGGGAACCAGACACCAACAUGCCAGCCAACCCAACCGAGCAGCAGCAGCGAUGCAGCAACAACCCCACGAGCUCUGACUACUCUCUCUUUGAACUGGAAACCUUCUUCACCCGCUGGGCCCCUGAUAGUGACCCUGUGUCAGCUCCUGGUGGCCCUUCAUGUGCAUUCAUUCCUAACAAGUCAACCGAACAUGACCAGGAUAGAGUCGUUAUCAUAGACACUCGUCGACAGCCUUGGCAAGUGCUCGAACCACCACAGACCUCGAUGUCCUCAGCGUUGAAGCCGAGCGGAGGGCAGAGUUUCUCCUCUGCAGGCCGUCCGUCUGCAUCACAGGGGAGUUCUGUGCCCACGUCUUUGAGAAUGCAGGAUCCAGGAUCUUCCCAGCCUUCCUGGAGGAGAACAUCAGCACAGGCUCAAGUGCUGCAGCAGCAGCUUCAAAAUGGCAACACUUACUCUCAACAGGAAAGCACCAUUCCUCCCUCACAAAUCACACCGUCCUCCAGCACAGGUGCUGUCAGUAAAACAGGUGGAGUUACAAGUAAAACCAAGGCUGCUGGGGCUCCACAGUCCUCUCUAUCACUCCGGGGAGCCAUAGCACCGCUGGCCAGCACUGAGGUGGCCAUCGCCCCACAGCAUCGGACAACUCUCCUCACUAACCUUAAUAAAAAUCGUGCCGUAUGCACUUUGCCCACAGAGCGCCGCAGGAAGAGUUACGUAUGUGGAGCCUGCGGAAAAGCUUUCUCUGGCCUGUCCAAUCUAGAGGUCCACAAGAGAGUGCACACAGGCGAGAAGCCUUUCCGCUGUGACACUUGUGGGAAGCACUUCUCUGAGGCUGGAAACCUGAAAAAACACCAAAGGGUUCACACGGGGGAGAAACCCUUCAGCUGCAACCAGUGUGGGAAGAGGUUUGCUUGGAUCUGCAACUUGAGGACACACCAGCAGUCUGCCACAGGCUGCGGAGCACAAGCCAGGGGAGGGCUGUAACUGCUGAUGCUGUUAUUAUUUGCUUGAGUCAAAGUGUAGUAUAACUCUGCCCAGUGACAGCUUUUUGUGGCCCUGGUUAUAGUUGACCCAGUUUAGCUCUUUCUCUGUGUUCCUGUGGACGUUUUGAGCCUUUUCCUUUGUCUUCUGGGUCCUCAGAGAGCCUCUCCACGGAUGCAUGGCACAACCUAAAGAGAGAGCGCCAGCUCUCCAGGACGUAUACGCUUAAAGAAAAGAAGAGAAACUGAAAGAGCUUUACUGAACAGAGGGGGUGGCUCAUGACAACAGCUAUCAGUGGCCUAAAAUGCAGGGAUUUCAACCCCCAGUCAUACCUUGGCUCCUGUGACUGUAAUAAUGCCUUGGCUCAUGACCAUUAAUGACCCACAUGAUUACAGUAAAAGGCUCUCAGGACCACCGCUGAGGUGACAACCUUGCUAAUGGUUAAAAAUUUCAGUUUUACAUCUUUAACAUCAUCUUUACCAGCCAAAGAAUUCCACUUUCCAAGCCUGCGGGACAUUUCACUAAAUAUUGUAUUUUUGAGCCUGUAUAUAAACAUGUGCGUUACAGAAAAUCCAAACUAAACUGAAACUCACGAAAGGUGUAUGCUGGACAAUUAUUUCACCUCAAAAAAGAAAAGUUCACAGAGACCAUUACAUGACAUUCGUCACCACGAUGUGUAUUUGACCACAGUGGGAACAUAAUCAGACUGAAUUUAAGAGCAUAUAAAGUCUCCUGUGACCAUCCUCA
Molecule: messenger RNA, 2825 nt
Organism: Oreochromis aureus
Lineage: Eukaryota; Metazoa; Chordata; Actinopteri; Cichliformes; Cichlidae
Product: transcription factor Sp4
Exons: 8
Coding region: 168-2081 (637 amino acids)
Cellular component (GO): nucleus
Source: RefSeq, a predicted model, not a curated record